Messenger RNA from Chiloscyllium plagiosum (whitespotted bambooshark), 735 nucleotides. The record is from RefSeq and is a predicted model, not a curated record. NCBI's taxonomy places the organism in Eukaryota, Metazoa, Chordata, Chondrichthyes, Orectolobiformes, Hemiscylliidae.
AUGAAGUCAAAAUUUGAACAACUGUAUAAAGUAGAUAAAGCACAUUAUGACCAAGAAAUGAAAAUUUGUAUGGCAGCUCAAGAUGAAUCAUCUGCUGAUGAAGAUUCAGUACUUAUUUCCAAACAUCGAGAAAAGGAUAGCAAGUCCAAGCAACCUAUACGUGCAUCUACAGAUGAAAGUGCAAUCAUGUCUUUUCCAGAAACAGAACCCGCUCAGAAUGUUGGGUCAGCUAAAGUUUCCGAUUCCUUUUCAGCUGGGAACAUUGAUUAUGAAGAAGGUCCUAUCAUAAUUCCAGAAAAGAAAGAACCAAAAGUUGAAUCAUCAGUGGAAUCUGUGAAAAUAGAGCCAGAAGAUAGUUGCAAAAGUGGAAAAUUCAAACUUUCGCCUUGUCACAGCAGAAAAGGUUCAGAAGAUACUUGCAAAUACAUAAAUGAAAAGUCAAAUCUUCAGCCUUGUCACAAACCAAAAGACAGUGAAGAUACUUGCAAACUUGGAACUGAAUUAUUGGAUCUUGAUCCUUGCCGCAAAAGAAAAGAUACAGACGAGACUUGCAAAUGCAAAACUAGAAAAUCAGACAAUGAUUCUUGUCCUAGACGAAGAGACAAAAAAGAUUCUCUUCAAUGUACAAGUCGAAUAUCAGAUCCUGAACCUUGCUAUGAACGAGAUACACGAGUUGCUCCGAGGAACAGAUCAAGAAUAUCAGAUCCUGAAGCUUACGAACACGAAGAUAAAUAA